Messenger RNA from Penicillium mononematosum, 2037 nucleotides. RefSeq names its product amidase family protein. The coding region runs from base 1 to 2037 and encodes 678 amino acids. The transcript has a single exon. Lineage: Eukaryota; Fungi; Ascomycota; Eurotiomycetes; Eurotiales; Aspergillaceae. The record is from RefSeq and is a predicted model, not a curated record.
AUGGCUUAUCAAUCCCAAGACUUCUCGCUACUGGACGCCAGUAUCUCCGAGCUCCAAUCCGCACUUUCUUCGGGAUUGCUCUCUAGUGUGGACUUAGUGUCACGAUACCUACGACGAAUCAGCGUCUACGACGCAAGCAAUCUAAAGCUUGCUGCCAUCCCAAUCCUAAACCCAUCCGCCCUCGACGAAGCAGCCGCUUCCGAUGCCCGAUGCGCAGCAGGUCUGCCACCGCGUCCAUUGGAGGGUAUCCCCUACCUCGCAAAAGACAGUAUCAAAGUUAAGGGCAUGACUGUUGCCAGCGGAUCGCCUGCAUUUGAAACCCUCAUUGCUAACGAGGAUGCUGCCUGUAUUCAACUUCUCCGCGAGGCCGGCGCCGUGCUUCUCGGCCGGACGAACAUGCCCGCCAUGGCAUACGGCGGUAUGCAACGUGGGUGUUAUGGGCGUGCUGAAAGUCCCUAUAAUACUGCGUAUCUGGCUGCAGCGUAUGCUUCCGGUUCAUCGAAUGGAUCGGCUGUCGCAACGGCGGCCAACUUCUGCGCUUUUUCUCUAGGCAGCGAGACUGUUUCUUCGGGUCGCUCGCCGGCAUCAAAUAAUGCCGUUGUUGCAUACACACCCUCGAAAGGCCUUCUUCCUCUCCGUGGUGUCUGGCCACUCUACUUGACCUGUGAUGUCCUAGUGCCUCACACCAGGACUAUGGCAGAUAUGUUCCAUGUCCUAGAUGUUCUGGCUGUGUCCGAUGAAGCCCCGUUAGGAGAUUUCUACCAGGAACAGAAAUUCAUCACCCUCCCUUCAAUCAAUACACUCCGACCGCAGUCCUUUUCAGAAUUACAAGAUGGCACAUCCUUGCGCGGGAAGCGCGUUGGUGUACCGUCAAUGUACAUCGGAGGCGAUGACUCUUCUCUAUCCCCAGUUAGCAAAGUCAAUACCCGACCCUCCAUAAUCAGGCUAUGGCAAAACGCCAGAAAAGUCCUCGAGUCCUGCGGUGCGGAGGUAAUCGAAACAGACUUCCCACUCGUGACAACCUACGAAUCAAACGCAGACAAGGGCCAGCUCGUCACCGUCGCAGGACUACCAGAAGGCUGGUCUGCAUUAGAGCGGAGCGAUCUCGUCGCGCAUAUAUGGGAUGACUUCCUGAUUAACAACGGCCAAAAGGGUCUUGACACUCUUGCUCAAGUCGAUCCGACGACUAUCUUCCCACUUGCGCCGGGGUCUCUGAAGGGUGCACCUGAUGCGGCUAAUGCGCUGCGGUGGCAUGAGAUGGUUGAAUACCCGCACCGGAGGCCGGCGUCUAUUUUCGACGUCCCUGGUAUUCAGCAGGGAAUCCAGGCUCUCGAGAAUGCGCGCAAGGAGACUUUUGAGGGCUGGAUGGAUGGGCUUGGGCUUGAUGCUGUGGUUUUCCCGGCUAAUGGCGACAUCGGGGCUGCUAAUGCGGACUGCGAUGAGACGGCUUCGCUGUUUGCGUGGAGUAAUGGCGUCAAAUACUCCAAUGGGAAUAGACCUAUACGCCAUCUUGGUGUGCCUACUAUCUCUGUUCCUAUGGGUAUCAUGGAUGAUACGGGCAUGCCGGUCAAUCUUACCUUCGCUGGGAAGGCAUAUGAUGAUAACAAUCUGCUCAAGUAUGGCUUUGCUUUUGAGAUGGCGAUGAAGGGCCGUGUUCAGCCACCGCUCGUGCCUGCUCUUGACUCUGAUUUCAUCAAGGGUGGUCAAGACCUUGUGCCGUGGGCUUCUCGAUCGAUCUUUGAGUUAGUGGUAGAGACUCAAGUGAAGGAGAUUCACGACUGCACGGUUGUGGUCCGGGUCCAGGGAUCGGUGGUACCCAAGAACUCCCAGCUGGAGACUAUGGAAUGCCAUAUCAACGGUCAAGUGGUCAAGCCGGCCAUAGAUGGAGAUAGCUGGUUUGUGACAACUUCCUAUCCCGCAUCGGACCGUGAUCAAUCCUGGAAGAGGUGGUCGAGUCCCGCUUUAACUCAGACUAUCGUGGUUAUCACAGCUCGUACUAAGGAUGGCUCGUCAACGGGCAAGUUGAUCUUAUUAUGA